Messenger RNA from Colletotrichum aenigma, 1491 nucleotides. RefSeq names its product Cytochrome P450 monooxygenase gsfF (gene gsfF-1). The coding region runs from base 1 to 1491 and encodes 496 amino acids. Gene Ontology annotation, molecular function: monooxygenase activity; iron ion binding; oxidoreductase activity, acting on paired donors, with incorporation or reduction of molecular oxygen. The transcript has 7 exons. NCBI's taxonomy places the organism in Eukaryota, Fungi, Ascomycota, Sordariomycetes, Glomerellales, Glomerellaceae. The record is from RefSeq and is a predicted model, not a curated record.
AUGAAUGACAUCGCGGACCAAACGAGCUCGUUCUCGCUAUUGGGGGCUCUCAAAUUUGCACCAGUCAUCUUCCUUGCUUUGUGGGUUGUCUAUCAACGUUACUUCUCAUCGUUUGCUGGCAUCCCGGGGCCAUACUGGGCCAGCCUCUCGCGAGGAUGGCUUGCGUACCACUCAUACAAAGGAGACCUCCAUGUGAUCAUGAUGCGUCUCCAUGAAAUCCAUGGAGCUGGAUCAAAAUUUCGAAAGUCCGACUGGUACAGUGUCUGGCAAGGACGACGCAAAUUCGACCUGUUUCCUGAACGCGACGAUGCAAUCCAUGCUGCCCAAAGACGGCUGGUCAGCAGACCAUAUGCUAUGUCCACUUUGAAGGAGCUGGAGCCAUACGUGGAUAGCGCCAUCCAUGUUCUAUUCGAUAAGCUUAACGAGAUGGUGGGACAAACUGUGGAUAUGGGCAAUUGGGUUCAGCUCUAUGCCUUUGAUGUAAUUGGCGAGGUCACAUUCUCUAAGCGUUUCGGCUUUAUGGACGUUGGUUCAGACGACGGCUCUUUUAAGCAGAUUGAGAAUGCCUUGCAGUCGGCUGCUUGGAUAGGCCAGGUUCCUUGGCUCUACUGGCUUCAUGAUUACUUAUCCCCUGUCAUCGGUACAUGGCUCGGUAUCGCCUCUCGACACGGCAGUUUAAGGAAGUUCGCAGCACGCGAGGUGGCUGCUAGGCAGGACCGUGGAUCCGACCACCAGGAUAUCCUUGGGAAGCUCCUUGCCGUGCACCAUGACAAGCCUGAUCAAUUUGACAACUCGGAUCUGGUCUCCAUGGCGACGUCGAACAUCUUCGCCGGCAGCGAUACGACAGCCAUUUCCAUCCGUGCAAUCAUCUACUACAUGCUGAAGUAUCCCGAGGCCAAGAGGAAGCUCGUUGAAGAGGUCGAUACCCUCUGGCAACAAGGAAAGCUCAGUGACCCCGUUACCGUCGCUGAGUCUGAGAAAAUGCCGUAUCUCCAAGCUGCCAUGUACGAGGCUUUGAGGUUGCAUCCGGCUGUUGGCAUGACCCUGCCGCGUGUUGUUCCCAAAGGUGGAUACGAGAUUGAUGGACGUUUUAUGCCGGCUGGGUCCGUUGUAGGAGUUAACCCGUGGGUUGUCCAUCGCAACACAACAGUCUACGGCCAAGACGUACAUUGUUUCAGACCUGAGCGGUGGCUGAAAGAGGAUAAUGGAGACCUGCACCGCUUUUUCUUCGCAUUCGGUUCCGGGGCGCGAAUACAUCAGUUGGAUGGAGAUGGCAAAGGCAAGAUUAUCCGCCCCAGCCCAAACUUUUCGAAGCGUUCAUUGACCAAUCUUAUGCUGACCAUAUGGCAGCUCAUCCCCACUCUACUUCUUCAUUUUGACAUUGAAUUGGUAGACCCCAAUGCCUUGCUGGAGGAAAAGUGCCACUGGUUCGUCUCGCAGAAAGGUCUCAACGUCAGGCUUCGCAGGAGACCAUCCCCGUCCGCGGUGUGA